AUGGAGGAAAAUCAAACGAGACGUGCAUUGUUAAUAGUCGAUCUUCAACAAGAUUUUGUAUCUCCGAAUGGACCGUUCAAAGAUAAAUAUGUCAAAAUAGAUCAUAUUGUUUCUCAUUUAAACAAUGUUUUACCGCGCUUUCGUGAUUCGAAUGGCAUUGUUGUUUGGAUCAAAGCUAAUUAUAAAAAUGAUCAAACCGAAUCCAAAUCUCUCGUUCGUCCAGAAGGUAAACAGUAUGAAAAUAUUCCAAUGAACGAUACUUUUCUUUCGGGUACUCAUCGGUCAUUUCCGCUAUGUAUACCUGGAACAGAUGGAGAAUGUUUUCCGUCUGAAGUUAUCUCUCUUAUCAAGUCUGAUGAAGAUUUUAUCGUGACAAAAACGUAUUAUUCAGCAUUUACAAAUACUAAUCUUGCUGAAAUUUUGAAGAACGUGAAUGAAGUGCAUAUUUGUGGUCUACUAACCAAUGUUUGUGUUCAAGCAACGACAAUCGAUGCUUUCUUUCAUGGGUACAAGGUUUUCGUUUGGAUUGAUUGCCUUGGAUAUCGCAAUGAAGUUUCGCAUCGAACGGCAUUGAAAAAGAUACGACGCUGGUAUGCAACAACGAUCGUGUCGAAUCAAUUCAAUGAUCAACAAGUGAUUACUACUGACAGUGCUAUUUUGAAGCCAGUCUUGUAUUUUGUAAAUGGAUCUAUACCUAGUUGGAGAGUCCUGAUGGCACUUUAUGAAAAAGACAUUGAUUUUGAGGGCAAACCACUGCAGGUCAUGUCCAAACCAAAGCAAACGAAAUCGGCGGAAUUUCUUGCUAUCAAUCCCCGUGGCUUAACUCCAACAUUUGUUGAUAAAGAUGGUACAAUCAUUGCUGAAUCACUCGCUAUUUUAUAUUAUCUCGAAGAAUACUACCCUUCUACUCGAUCGCUUCUGCCUAUAGAAAAAGCCAAACAUGUCCAAGUAAUGCAACGCGUACAAGAAUCUCAAAAUCUAGUCGAUAUAUAUGAAUCACUGGAAGCCAUUGUAUUCAAAACACUUGAACAUGAACAACCAUCACAUAAAAAUUCUAUUCUGGAGAUACUGGAAAAGAUCAAUGAAGAACUGGCAUUUUGGGAAAUGUACUUGACAAAAAAUACGUUCAUUGCUUGUGAUCAAUUUACAUUAGCUGAUUGUGCAUUUUAUCCUGUUAUCGCCUCUUUAAUCCAUCGAGGACUAGAUAUAAAUAUCUUUUCCAGAUUAAAAGAGUACGUCAAUAUGAUUAAAAUAAAACCAGCUGCAAUCAACUCGCAUCCAACUGACUGGACAGAAAAGGAUGGAAAAAUCAGCAUUUUCAAAGUAGUUAAUCAAAUUAUACUCGAUUGUAAUAAUAAAGCGGAUUAA
Molecule: messenger RNA, 1368 nt
Organism: Adineta ricciae
Lineage: Eukaryota; Metazoa; Rotifera; Eurotatoria; Adinetida; Adinetidae
Source: the annotation of a GenBank genome assembly